CAAUAGAAAAAAGAAGAAAAACAAUUGACCAUUGCGCUCGUAAAUGUCAACUUAUGAUACGUAACGCUCGAUCGCAUUUCUUCACAUUACGAUCGACGGGAUUGGUAAUUACGAUGCGAAGUUUAGGAAGAGAAAAACAAGUGACUGAAGAAAAACACACUUUUGUUCUAUAGUAAAAAACGACCACAUAUUUUAUACGGUAAAGCAAGUAUCUGGUUGCACUACAUUUACAAGCAACUGCCAGCCCUAGAUUAGAGAUAUCAGAUACAAGAGGAAUACAAAAAAAGGAUAAAACCUUAGAGGGAAAGACUACGCUUUAAGUCUUCUUGAUCGCACGAGUGAAGAUGGAACCAAUGGAAUUUAUUGCUGUACAGAACAAUGAUAUUUGUUCUGACAAUCUCGACAAUCUCAGAGCCGAGAAUAACUGCUUGCCCUUCGACCCUUUCGAAAUGGAGGAGAGAAAGCAAGAGUUGACCGAUGCGCUGAGGUACUGCGUAGACCUGUUGAAAGCUGCUCGGGUCAUUUCAGAUUUACGAAAUAGCCAUGGGACCAUCUCCAGGCGUUCCCAGUGCAUAGGAAAAAAAAUCUAUCGUAAAAUUAUGAUUAUGUUGUAUUCUAUGGCGGAUGAGGAGAAUGAGAAAAAUGAAGUAGCUAAAUAUAAGGAAGAGCCAUUAUUUUAUUCAUUGAGAGAUUCACGUGACCUGAAUAGCGAAAAAAAAGAAAAAACGGACAGUACUGUUGAGAAGGCGUUUGGUAACGUGCAUUCCGCACAAAUAAUUUUUGAAGGAAACAGUCAGCAGUCUUCUGUAGGGAAGAGCUCCGAGGAAAUCUCACUGUCUAGUUUUUCUGAGCCAUUGCCAUCCACAUCUUUCCACGCCAGCAGUAGCAGUACGUCUCCUUCAAAGAGCGAUCUUCCGUUUCAAUUUUCGCAACAUUCAUCGAUAGAUGUAAACAACGAGGAGAACAGUAUAGAAACUGAAGAUCUUAAAGUUUCUUUAGGAGUGGAUGUUGAAGACUUUCUUCAUGAACGUGUUGCACAAUUUGAAACAGAAUUCGAAAAAACAGAAAAAACGUCAGAGCUAGAGGAUGAAAUCAAAGAUUUGAUCGAAGCUGAAGCAGCAGAAGCCAUUCUGCUUAAAAAGUCAAAUAAAAAUAUUGCUCAGCAGUUGCAAACACAGCGAGCAGUUUCCCAAGUUAAAACAGAAGAUCCUCAGUCGAAAAACCCGUUGUUCAUCUUAUUACGAAAAAAUGGACUUCUUUGCCGAGAACUCAUUGACAAGCCUCACCGCAACGAUUUCGUACCGGAAGGGCGCGACAUCAACUUGAUUGCAAAAGUUAUUGCUAAGCACCUUCUUAAAUUGGCUAUUCCUCCAAAACGUAAAGUAUUGUCGUCAACUCUCGCAAGGUGGGCGCAAUAUUUUAAGCGUCUUUUUCCGAAGACGCCGUUAUCCUGUUUCUACGCCUUUAAAUAUGAGCCAUAUAAACGGAACGGCGUUCUAAUUCAAAAGAGAAGAGCAGAGGGAGCACUGCAAGUUCAACUCUUCCAAGAAAGAAGAAAAUUGAUCAAAGAAGAUCCAACUGUUCUGCUGAGGCGUCCAAGUGGAGAUUAUGUUGGUGGUGACGGAGGUUCAAGUCCUUCGAACGUAACUAUCAUUAGAAGUACUUGGAGACCUGUUGGUCAACAAGGAGAAAAAGUGCAGCGUUGUGGCGAAAUCUCAACAACAGAAUGUCAUCCAGAGUUACAACGUCAUUUACAUAUUCUGUGCAAUCAAUUACACAAAACAUUUACUCCAGAAUUAGGAGUCUCCUGGAAAGCAACUUUCAACUACAGACGGAAACUACUUGUCAAUCAAACGGGAACCGUUUGGGACUAUUUAAAUGAUUUUCCAUUCUUAAAAAUUAACGAUAUUGGAAAAGAUUUUAUCUGUAAGGAUUUCGAUCAAUUGUAUCCCACUGCAGAAUUAGGGAAGCUGGCUGCAUUUCUAGAUGACCAUAGGCUCGCAAUUAUUAAAGCAACAAAAGUUAUUCUUAAAAGAGCAAGCCGACAAAAGCACAUAGACAUAGCUACUUUAUUUCUCAAGUUAGCUGAACGGGAAUCGGAUUUCCAAGUUAGAGUGACUGGAGCUCUACUCCUUCUCCCUUUCAUAUUUCCCAAUACUUUUUUUGUGGAGAAAACGUGGAAACCAACACGAUUAGAUGUAAUGGACUCCUUCAUCGCUAGAGUUUGCAGCGAAGCGGACAUUAAGGAUUAUAUUGAGCGUCGACGUAAGUCACUGUCCCAAAUAAAAACAUCAAAUAAGAUUUCAUAUUGUUCUGUGCAACCAUAUGUUUUGGCGAUAGGCCCAACUUGGGAGCGUAUUAGUCACGUGCAUAUAAUUGUAGACCAAGUUUUAUAUACGUGCCAAACUAUAAUUGGCGCGACGGAAUUGUGUUUUAAAUUAUUUCAUGCAUUUCACACCGAUUAUCCCGCUGAAAGUAAGCAUGUGUGGCAAUUAAUACAACAAGGUUUUUAUAAAUUGUUUGUCAAGGAUCAUGAUUUACACAGACCAACAAUCACCAAAACUUUAGCUGAUAUUGGCAUUGAGUCGAAUACAGAAGAAAUUAAAACAUUAAUUGUAAGAUCUAAAAGAGGUAGAAAAGUAUAG
Molecule: messenger RNA, 2645 nt
Organism: Temnothorax curvispinosus
Lineage: Eukaryota; Metazoa; Arthropoda; Insecta; Hymenoptera; Formicidae
Exons: 6
Coding region: 345-2645 (766 amino acids)
Source: RefSeq, a predicted model, not a curated record